UCUCUGAGGCGAGGCAGGCGGGCGAGCUGGGGCUCAGCCAGGCGGGCUCCGGAUCCGCUCUGCCGUCCUUCUCGUGUUUCCCUUCCCACCCCGCACCCCUCGGCGGAGCGAUGCUCCUGACGGUCUUCUGCCUGCGGCGCGACCGCUCCGAGCUCACCUUCUCGCUCCAGGUGGACGCCGACUUCGAGCUCCAGAACUUCCGCGCCCUCUGCGAGCUCGAGUCCGGCAUCCCCGCCGCCGAGAGCCAGAUUGUCUACGCAGAGCAGCCCCUGACUGACAACCACCGGUCUCUGGCUUCUUACGGCUUGAAAGACGGCGACGUGGUGAUCCUGCAGCAAGUGGAGAAUGCGGGGGUGCGGCCCCCGGCCCCGUUUCCUGGUUUGCCCAGGAUAGACUUCAGCAGCAUCACUGUUCCUGGGACUUCAGGCCAGCCUCCCCAGCUGCCCUCACUGGCACCCCCAGCGCAGCAGCCCACCUCACAGCCUGGCCUGUCUCCUCCCGAGUUCCCCUCCCCACCGCAGGGCUUGGACAACCCAGCGCUGUUGAGAGACAUGUUGCUGGCCAAUCCCCACGAGCUUUCCCUGCUGAAGGAGCGCAAUCCACCCCUAGCAGAAGCUCUGCUCAGCGGGGACCUGGAGAAGUUUACCCGGGUGCUUGUAGAGCAGCAGCAAGAUCGAGCCCGCCGGGAGCAGGAGAGGAUCCGCCUGUUCUCCGCCGACCCUUUUGAUCUUGAGGCUCAGGCCAAGAUCGAAGAGGACAUUAGGCAGCAGAACAUCGAGGAGAACAUGACGAUCGCCAUGGAGGAGGCCCCGGAGAGCUUUGGCCAGGUGGUGAUGCUCUACAUCAACUGCAAAGUCAACGGCCACCCUGUGAAAGCCUUUGUGGACUCAGGGGCACAGAUGACCAUCAUGAGCCAAGCGUGCGCAGAGAGGUGCAACAUCAUGCGGCUGGUGGACCGGAGGUGGGCAGGCAUCGCCAAAGGCGUGGGGACCCAGAAGAUCAUUGGCAGGGUCCACCUGGCUCAGGUCCAGAUUGAAGGAGAUUUCCUGCCUUGUUCAUUCUCCAUCCUGGAGGAGCAGCCCAUGGAUAUGCUCCUGGGACUGGACAUGCUGAAGAGGCACCAGUGUUCCAUAGACCUCAAGAAGAACGUGCUGGUGAUUGGCACUACGGGGUCCCAGACGACUUUCCUGCCAGAGGGGGAGCUCCCCGAGUGUGCGAGAUUGGCCUACGGGGCGGGGCGAGAGGACGUGCGGCCUGAGGAGAUCGCAGACCAGGAGCUGGCAGAAGCCAUACAGAAAUCCGUCGACGAAGCAGAGAAUAGUGACAAAGAAACUACCUCACUAGAAAUGCCAUCGCUACCAACUUCUGAUGGGACGAAACGUCCAGUCCGUUUUCCAGAGAUGGGUCCGAAGGCCGGCGACCUGGCAAGCCAAUUGCUUGACCGUUCAGUCUCUGCGCCUUCUGUUUUCUCCCCCGAGGGCAGCCAGGGUGAGACUCUUAGCCCCAAGGUGGCCAAGUCCGUGGACUCUCUUCUUGAAAGCCCAACCAAUUUGGAAGGCAAAGAGCCGCUUCCGCCUCCACCAAAUCAUACUGCUUCUGCCAAUUCCGAUGCUUCCCCAGCUGAAAAAACUGGAACGGGAUCCCGUACUCAUUCACAGGAUGCCUCCCGAGAGCCAGUUGCUCACGGCAGCCUGCAGAAGCCCAUUGCUGAAGACGAUCCCCUUGGUCUGGCACCUGCUGUUGGAGGAGGAGGAGAAAGCCACUUGCUGGGCAUUUGUGGGUCGCCAAAGGAUCUGGGUGGACCCUUCCCUUCAGAGCAGCAGGAAGGGAAACAAACACAAAAACUUCAAUUAGACCUCCAGGCACGCGAAACCCUUGGAAAUGAGCAGCCUCUGGGUGAGCAGAAGGAGCCAGAUUACCAGGAGCGUAUCUGCGACAUGGCUGUUUCCCCACCCCCUGCUGAUGGAGAGCAGAGCCCUGACAACGUCCCCAUGGAAGGGGAGGUGGGGUUUUCUGCAGGGGAGGGAAGGAGCUCAGAGACCCCCGCAGUGGGAGCCACCCAGGACCCUUCAGAUCCACAGAGCUCCCUUGGACUGGCUGCUGUGAGCUCAGAAUGUGCCAUGAUGGAGGUGGAAUGGGCCAAGCGAGUUGCCUGCACUUCGGCCACUGAUUUGAUGCAGCCAGGAAGUGCAUUUUUUGAAUCGGAUACACCCGCCGCCCCUUCCAGUGGCCAACUGACCGAUCAGGCGGAAGACCCACACGUCUCCCUCUCCUCUGCCUUAAAGGAGCUUCACCAACUUCUUGCUGUCAGUUGCAAAGGGGAGUUAAGCGUUCCUUGGCAUGAAGACACCAGCCCGUCCGCGUCUGCCCCUGAAGAGCAAACAGCAGGUGGGGGGAUCUUUAAAGAGGAACAUGGAUGUGCACGCCUUGAGAGCCAGGAUGUGGAACUCCCCAUCCCUGAAAGUGCAGGGAUACAAGUGUCCAUGGACCUCCAGGAGGCCCACAGGUUGGCUGUGACAUCCGAACGGGAGGCUCUGGUCAUCCAAGGAUCUUCUACAUUGAGCACUUCCCUCUCCCUGAGCCCAUCGGCAGCUUCUGCUCAGCUUCCGCACUGUGAAUGCUCUGAAAGCCAGCCUCCUCAUUUAGUUCUGGGUGGUGAAACUUUGGAGCAGGGCCAGCUUCUCAGCAUGGGUCAAGAUGCAUCUCUGAGCUCUCAGAGUUCUUUCCCAGAAGAAACUGGACCACCAGACACCUUAAAUGCAGGUGCUUUGGGGCCACUCGAUGAGCCAACUGGCCCCUUGCUGCCUCUGAGCUUCCCAGAUCGUGUGCCCCCCUGGCCCUCUGUUUUCCCUGCUGCAGACAUUGAUCAGAUUGUGGGGGCCGGCUUUACACCCCAGGAAGCCGGUGAGGCUUUGGAGCAUGCCGGUGGAAAUGCAGACCUUGCCCUCCUCAUUUUGCUAGCCAAGAAUAUAGUCGUUCCUACGUAACCAUGGCAGGAAGACGGCCUGGCUUGCCGGCCUAUACUCCCCCCACC
Molecule: messenger RNA, 3034 nt
Organism: Lacerta agilis (Sand lizard)
Lineage: Eukaryota; Metazoa; Chordata; Lepidosauria; Squamata; Lacertidae
Gene: DDI2
Product: DNA damage inducible 1 homolog 2
Exons: 9
Coding region: 111-2987 (958 amino acids)
Biological process (GO): proteolysis
Molecular function (GO): protein binding; aspartic-type endopeptidase activity
Source: RefSeq, a predicted model, not a curated record